AUGAGGAAGCCUUCGCGCAGAGAACCAUCAUCACCUACAUCGCCAGAAUCCAUGGGGUUUGAUCGUGAGGAAGUCAUUUUUAAACUUGAAGACAAGUUCAAUGACGCAUGGGGAGACCUUGAAAACUACCUUUAUGAAGACGAUACCAUCUAUUACUGCUCUUCCUGCGGCUAUAGAGAUAUUGAUAUAAACGACGAAAAAGAAAGAUGCAACGGUCCUAAUCAUCACACAAGGCACUCGAGGCACGUCCUUGUACAAUAUCACAAAUGCUUUUCUCGAAAGGUGAUGGAUGUUUUGAUCAUUCUCCACUUCUUUGAAGCUGCUAUUGAAAAAUUAGUCAAGGGAGAGGAGGUCUGGCAUGGUUUAAGAGAAGAAGAUACCAUUUUUGACGACUUGGAAUUGGAUUUCCAAGAAUUGGGCAUUGAUGAUAAUGACGGUGAAGAUGAGAAUGACGAAAUAUACGAUUACGCUUUCUCAAGCUGUUUAUUAAGAAUGCUAAUGAUACAUUACUUUAAAUCUCUUUGCAAAACAUAUCAUUAUGCAGACUUGAUACAAACUCUAGGUUCACUUUUUGAAACAGCUCUCUUAAUUUUUGUCCGCAAUUAG
Mycotypha africana is the source of this 606-nucleotide messenger RNA. RefSeq lists its product as uncharacterized. NCBI's taxonomy places the organism in Eukaryota, Fungi, Mucoromycota, Mucoromycetes, Mucorales, Mycotyphaceae. The coding region runs from base 1 to 606 and encodes 201 amino acids. The record is from RefSeq and is a predicted model, not a curated record. The transcript has 2 exons.